Molecule: messenger RNA, 1410 nt
Organism: Malaya genurostris
Lineage: Eukaryota; Metazoa; Arthropoda; Insecta; Diptera; Culicidae
Gene: Set
Product: protein SET
Exons: 2
Coding region: 160-912 (250 amino acids)
Biological process (GO): nucleosome assembly
Cellular component (GO): chromatin; nucleus
Molecular function (GO): chromatin binding; histone binding
Source: RefSeq, a predicted model, not a curated record
UUGAUCGACCGCUGCAAAAAUCGCGUUUCGUCGCAAAACACCAAAAUUCGCUUGAUCGGAUCGAGCCGGUAAAUUUGUAAAGAAAAUCUAUCGGAGUGGUUGGAAAAAGUUUCGAAGUAAUUUCGUCAGUAAGUAAAAGUGUCGUAUCGAAGGAACGCAAUGGCUUCGAUCGCGAAGAAGGUAAAAAAGUCGGAAGACGCAUUGGAGGAUGAAUCGGAAGCGUUGGAAGCAAUCGACAACUGUCAGAACGAGAUUGAUGCGCUCAACGAAAAAGCGAGCGAGGAAAUCCUUAAAGUGGAGCAGAAAUACAAUACGCUCCGAAAGCCGUAUUUCCAGAAGCGCAAUGAAAUUAUUAAGCGCAUUCCGAGUUUCUGGGUUACAGCCAUUGUUAAUCAUCCGCAAAUUUCUGGUAUCCUUGAAGAGGAAGAGGAAGAGUGCUUGCAGUUUAUGGAAAAACUUGAAGUAGAAGAAUUCGAGGAUAUAAAGAGUGGCUAUCGUGUGCAUUUUUACUUCGACGAAAACCCAUACUUUGAGAACAAAGUGCUAACAAAGGAGUUUAACCUGGGAUCCAGUGGGGGUAAAGAGACACCUGUUUCGACAAGUACUCCAAUCAAAUGGAAACCGGAUCGAGAUCUGACGAAAAUGUUACCGAAGAAGGCUUUGGCCAACCGGCGAAAGCGGGGACUAGAAUAUCGAACAUUUUUCGAUUGGUUCACGGAUAAUAAUGAUCCGAUCAAUGACGAUAUCGCUGAACUGAUCAAGGAUGAUUUAUGGCCAAAUCCGUUGCAGUACUAUCUGGUGCCGGACAUAGAGGUUGAAGCGGAAGCUGAGGAAGAUGGUGGUGACGAGGAGUUUGGCGAUGAAGGUGAAGAGGAAGAGGAUGAAAUCGAUGAGGAGGAAGAGGAAGCCUAAUCUUUCCCGAGUAGAGUCGGUAAUGAGCACACUUUGAUGUAACAUGUUCUUUUACCCUAGGUAUAAAUGUGAGUGGAGAUCGGAAGGAUCGAUUCUAUUUCUAUUUUAAACAUUGUUUGCUAUCACGGUAUCCAUAUUUAUAUGGCAUUUCGCGCGAUCCGGUUUAAAAAUUUUUCUAUAGCGAUUCAACACCAGACAUCAGUUUCAGUAGUUGCACAAACUACUCCUAUCUCAAUUUGAUUGAACAAUGGCACCCAUAGGAAAAAGGUUUAUUCUAUCAUACCGUUACUAUUAGUAUUCAACAAGCAGAAGCUUAGAAAGAUUGUGUUACACAAUCAACAAACAUAGAAAUGAAUCAAAAAUCUUACCGACUAACAAUAGCUAAGAAUAGAAUGUCCACAUCAGAAAAAUUAAUAUAAAAUUGAACAUUUGUAUUAUUGGCAAAUCAUACUACAAUUGAACUAUAAACUGCAAAUAAACAUUACUGUUGAGACGAAA